Molecule: messenger RNA, 3359 nt
Organism: Condylura cristata (star-nosed mole)
Lineage: Eukaryota; Metazoa; Chordata; Mammalia; Eulipotyphla; Talpidae
Gene: LGR6
Product: leucine-rich repeat containing G protein-coupled receptor 6
Exons: 19
Coding region: 35-3121 (1028 amino acids)
Biological process (GO): G protein-coupled receptor signaling pathway
Cellular component (GO): membrane
Molecular function (GO): protein binding; protein-hormone receptor activity
Source: RefSeq, a predicted model, not a curated record
GCUCGCCAGGUGCUCCCGCAGCCCGGCCGCCGAGAUGCCCAGCCCGCCCGGGCUCCGGGCGCUGUGGCUCUGUGCCGCUCUUUGCGCCUCCGGGGGCGCCCCCCAGACGAGCGCAGGGCCCGCAGCCUGCCCGGCCCCCUGCCACUGUCAGGAGGACCACAUCAUGCUGUCAGCCGACUGCUCCGAGCUCGGGCUGUCCACUGUGCCCAGGGACCUGGACCCCCUGACGGCGUACCUAGACCUGAGCAUGAACAACCUCACAGAACUGGAACCUGGCCUCUUCCACCACCUGCGCUUCUUGGAGGAGCUGCGGCUGUCUGGAAACCACCUUUCCCACAUUCCAGGACAGGCAUUCUCUGGUCUCUACAGCCUGAAAAUUCUGAUGCUGCAGAACAACCAGCUAGGAGGGAUUCCCGCAGAGGCGCUGUGGGAUCUGCCGAGCCUGCAGUCUCUGCGCCUAGAUGCCAACCUCAUCUCCCUGGUCCCGGAGAGGAGCUUUGAGGGGCUGUCCUCCCUCCGCCACCUGUGGCUGGACGACAAUGCACUCACCGAGAUCCCAGUCAGGGCCCUCAACAACCUCCCUGCCCUGCAGGCCAUGACCUUGGCCCUCAACCACAUCAGCCGCAUCCCUGACUGCGCCUUCCAGAACCUCUCCAGCCUGGUGGUGCUGCAUCUUCAUAACAACCACAUCCAGCAUCUGGGGACCCACAGCUUCGAGGGGCUGCAUAACCUGGAGACUCUAGACCUGAAUUAUAAUGAGCUGCAGGAGUUCCCCGUCGCCAUCCGGACUCUGGGCAGACUGCAGGAAUUGGGCUUCCACAACAACAACAUCAAAGCCAUCCCGGAAAAGGCCUUCAUGGGCAACCCUCUGCUGCAGACAAUACACUUUUACGAUAACCCCAUCCAGUUUGUGGGAAGGUCAGCGUUCCAGUACCUGCCAAAGCUGCACACGCUACUCACCAUGGGGUCUCACUGCCACCUGACCUCUAAGGGGGAUGUUGGGGGCGUGUCUUACACGUGGAUCCCAAGCUCUCUGCUCUGUGCUGCCCUUGACUGGAUCCUGGGCUCAUUUCUGGACUCCAUGCUGGCAUCACCUGUGUCUUUUGCCCCCAUUGUAAAGGCCCCAUCUGGGUCCAUGUCCUCACUGAGAUCCCUGAAUGGCGCCACAGACAUCCAGGAGUUCCCCGAUCUCAAAGGCACCACCAGCCUGGAAGUCCUGACCCUGACCCGCGCAGGCAUCCGGCUGCUCCCGCCAGGGAUGUGCCAGCAGCUGCCCAGGCUCCGAGUGCUGGAGCUGUCUCAUAACCAAAUCGAGGAGCUGCCCAGUCUGCACAGGUGUCAGAAGUUGGAGGAAAUCGGCCUCCAACACAACCGCAUCUGGGAAAUCGGAGCUGAUACCUUCAGCCAACUGAGCUCCCUACGAGCCCUGGACCUGAGCUGGAAUGCCAUUCGGUCUAUCCACCCUGAGGCCUUCACGACCCUGCGUUCUCUGGUGAAGCUGGACCUGACAGACAACCAGCUGACCACACUGCCCCUGGCCGGACUUGGGGGCCUGAAGCAUCUGAAGCUCAAGGGGAACCUAGCUCUGUCUCAGGCUUUCUCCAAGGACAGUUUUCCAGAACUGAGAAUCCUGGAGGUGCCCUCUGCCUACCAGUGCUGCGCCUAUGGUGUCUGUGCCAGCUUCUUCAAGGCCUCUGGGCAGUGGGAGGCUGAGGACUUUCACCUUGAUGACGAGGAGGCUUCAAGGAGGCCCCUGGGCCUUCUGGCUGGACAAGCCGAGAGCCACUAUGACCUGGACCUGGAGGAACUCCAGCUAGAGAUGGAGGACUCAAAGCCGCACCCCAAUGUCCAGUGCAGCCCACUUCCAGGCCCCUUCAAGCCCUGUGAGCACCUCUUCGAGAGCUGGGGCAUCCGCCUGGCUGUGUGGGCCAUUGUGCUGCUCUCGGUGUUCUGUAACGGGCUGGUGCUGCUGAGCGUGUUUGCCGGGGGGCCUGGACCCUUGCCCCCAGUCAAGUUUGUGGUAGGUGCGAUUGCAGGUGCCAACACCUUGACCGGCAUUUCCUGUGGCCUCCUAGCCUCUGUCGAUGCCUUGACUUUUGGCCAGUUCGCCCAGUACGGAGCGCGCUGGGAGAUGGGGCUGGGCUGCCGGGCCACGGGCUUCCUGGCGGUGCUGGGGUCUGAGGCCUCGGUGCUGCUGCUCACUCUGGCCGCGGUGCAGUGCAGUGUCUCCGUCUCCUGCGUCCGGGCCUAUGGGAAGGCCCCCUCCCUGGGCAGCGUUCGAGCCGGGGCCCUGGGCUGCCUGACACUGGCGGGGCUCGCGGCAGCCCUGCCCCUCACCUCGGUGGGGGAGUACGGGGCCUCCCCGCUCUGUCUGCCCUACGCGCCCCCCGAAGGCCAGCCAGCGGCCCUGGGCUUCGCCGUGGCCUUGGUGAUGAUGAACUCCUUCUGCUUCCUGGUGGUGACCGGGGCCUACAUCAAACUCUACUGUGACCUGCCACGGGGCGAAUUCGAGGCCGUGUGGGACUGCGCCAUGGUCAGGCACGUGGCCUGGCUCAUCUUCGCCGACGGGCUCCUCUACUGCCCCGUGGCCUUCCUCAGCUUCGCGUCCAUGCUGGGCCUCUUCCCUGUCACCCCCGAGGCCGUCAAGUCCGUCCUGCUUGUCGUGCUGCCCCUGCCUGCCUGCCUCAACCCACUGCUGUACCUGCUCUUCAACCCCCACUUCCGGGACGACCUGCGGCGGCUCUGGCCCUGCACGGGAGCACCAGGGCCCUUAGCCUACACCGCGGCUGGAGAGCUGGAGAAGAGCUCCUGCGAUUCCACCCAGGCCCUGGUGGCCUUCUCUGAUGUGGAUCUCAUUCUGGAAGCUUCUGAAGCUGGGCAGCCCCCUGGGCUGGAGACCUAUGGUUUCCCCUCAGUGACCCUCAUCUGUCAGCAGCCUGGGGGCCCUAGGCUGGAGGGCAGCCACUUUGCAGAGCCAGAGGGAACCCACUUUGGGAAGCUGCAACCUUCCAUGGAUGGAGAACUGCUGCUGAGGGCAGAGGGAGCCAUGUCAGCGGACGCGGGCUUGUCAGUGGGCAGGGGCUUCCAGCCCGCUGGCUCGGCCUUUGCUUCACACUUAUAAACGUCCUUCCCUGUUCUUCUCUUCCCGUCUCGUCCCUUUUCUCUCUUCCCCCUUCAUGAAUGAUGGCUGCUUGUAAAAUAAAUACAAACAAAACUCAACAGUGUGGUCCACAGCAGCACGGUCCGUCCCCGGGGGCUCUUCUCUCCCACAGCCACCCCAGUGUGCUCUUUAUGGCCUGGUCUCCUGUUGGCCAUCCUCAGCAUUCAGUCAGCCCUGUCAAGGGAGAAGAGAAAACUGA